CCCCUGGCAUAUCAGCCCCUGUCCUCUAGUCGUCCACCACAUCACCACAGAGAACGUCAAGAUCGCAUCCAUCUUCAACUAGAAAUGGUUUACAAACUACAUCUGACCCAGGCAAUCCUCCCCGAUUCCGUGCGUAUCGGUAAGGAGUCAUUCAAAUGCUCCGGUAUGCAUGCAGGCUAAAGCGUAUUCUUGUGAAUUUGGGAAAGGUCAUUUAAAGUGGAAAGUGCGUGUGCGUCGAGUAGGCUAUGAUUUGUGACAAAGGAAAGAUAAAGAAGAGGAAGCUUCAACAGUAACUUCAGGUCUCAUUGCGAAAGCGCCUUUAUACAACACCACGGAAUAAUCAUGCCUGUUCGGAGAGGUCACGUUGCGCCACAAAAUACAUUUCUUGGAAUAAUAAUACGGAAAUUCGAGGGACAGAAUAGGAAAUUUGUUAUAGCCAAUGCCCGGGUACAGAACUGUGCGAUCAUCUACUGUAAUGACGGAUUCUGUGAGAUGACCGGCUAUUCCAGACCGGAUGUCAUGCAGAAGCCAUGCACCUGUGACUUCCUCCACGGCGAGCACACUGACACACAUGCCAUCAGCCAGGUGGCCCAGGCUCUGAUGGGCUCAGAGGAGCGCAAGGUGGAAAUCACAUAUCACCGCAAAGAUGGGUCAGACUUCCAGUGCUACACUCACAUAAUCCCGGUGAAGAACGAGGAAGGCGUAGUGAUGCUGUUCAUCCUAAACUUUGAUUACGUCCUUGAGGAAGGAAGCAGCGACUCGACAGAGAAACUGAACCACACAUCCCCGGAAAGAACUGAUUCCGGAAAGGGACGAUUCUUCCGAUUCCGCCAGGCUGCCUUGAGUCUGGUCUCCAACAAACAGUCUCUUCCACAAGAGGACCCAGAUGCCGUCAUGGUGGACUCACCCUCCUCCUCGGUGGCUCUGACCAAUUUCCAGUCGCCUCCGACCAAGGAAAACUGCAGCCCCACCAAUGCCAAAGACACACGGGCCCUCAUCAGCUCCAGCCACCACUCCUCCCAGGCCAGUUUGCAUGGACCCGGACCUCUGAGCCACUCCUCUCCCAAGCAGUACCCCUGGGAAAGGUUGUACCAGACGGAGGCGCACCAGUCCACCACCUGCCUGGCACACACCAUCUCCAGAGGCAGCAUCAGCGGGAGCAGCAUGAGGCGAGCGUCCUCCGUCCACGACAUAGAAGGCUUCAGCAACUCCAAGAGCAUGUUCAGGGACCGACACGCUAGUGAAGGUCCGUUCAAUCAUUUCAAGUCCAGUUUGCUGGGCUCCACCUCGGAGUCCAACAUCAACAAGUACAGCACCAUCAACAGGAUCCCGCUGAUUGCGCUCAACUUCGCAGAGCGGAAUAACGAAAAUAAGGCACAAUCUCCUCCAUCGUCAGAAAACACUAUCAUAGCACCCAAGGUCAAGGACAGAACGCACAACGUCACUGAAAAAGUCACACAGGUACUGUCACUUGGCGCUGAUGUCCUUCCAGAAUACAAGCUCCAGACUCCACGCAUGGACAGAUUCACCAUCCUCCACUACAGUCCCUUCAAAGCUAUGUGGGACUGGCUCAUCCUGCUGCUGGUCAUCUACACAGCCAUUCUUACUCCCUACUCUGCUGCUUUCCUACUCAAUGACCGCGAGGAGCAAAUGAGGCGCGAGUGUGGAUACUCCUGCAAUCCCCUGAACGUGGUGGAUUUCAUGGUGGACAUCAUGUUCAUCGUUGACAUUGUUAUCAACUUCCGAACCACCUAUGUGAAUCUGAACGAGGAAGUGGUCAGCCAGCCAGGGAAGAUUGCCAUUCAAUACUUCAAAGGCUGGUUCCUUAUAGACAUGGUGGCUGCGAUCCCCUUUGACCUGCUUAUCUUCGGUUCAGGAUCAGAUGAAACUACCACUCUGAUUGGCCUGUUAAAGACAGCCCGACUGCUGCGAUUGGUGCGUGUGGCCAGGAAACUGGAUCGUUACUCUGAGUAUGGAGCUGCUGUGCUAAUGCUACUCAUGUGCAUCUUUGCACUUAUUGCUCACUGGCUAGCCUGCAUAUGGUACGCCAUUGGCAAUGUGGAGAAGCCUUACCUGGAGCACAAGAUUGGUUGGCUCGACAAUCUGGGUGUCUCCAUUGGCAAGAGGUAUAACUACAGUGACCCUAGUUCUGGGCCCUCCAUCAAGGACAAAUAUGUCACAGCACUUUACUUCACAUUCAGCAGUCUAACCAGCGUGGGCUUUGGGAAUGUCUCCCCAAAUACCAACUCAGAAAAGAUCUUCUCUAUCUGUGUCAUGCUGAUCGGCUCCCUCAUGUAUGCCAGCAUCUUCGGUAACGUCUCAGCCAUCAUCCAGCGGCUGUACUCUGGCACAGCAAGAUACCACACCCAGAUGCUCCGGGUUCGAGAGUUCAUCCGCUUCCAUCAGAUCCCCAACCCACUAAAGCAGAGACUGGAGGAGUACUUCCAACACUCCUGGACCUACACCAACGGCAUCGACAUGAACACGGAGGUGUUAAAAGGAUUCCCUGAGUGUCUUCAGGCAGAUAUCUGCCUCCACCUCAACCAGGAUCUGUUGGAGAGCUGCAAGGCCUUCCAUGGAGCUACCAAGGGCUGCCUGAGAGCCCUGGCCAUGCGCUUCCAGACCACCCACGCCCCCCCAGGGGACACCCUGGUCCACUCUGGAGACGUCCUCACAGCACUUUACUUCCUGUCUCGGGGCUCCAUAGAGAUCUUGAAGGAUGACAUUGUGGUGGCCAUUCUGGGUAAAUGCAGUUGA
Molecule: messenger RNA, 2757 nt
Organism: Oncorhynchus mykiss (rainbow trout)
Lineage: Eukaryota; Metazoa; Chordata; Actinopteri; Salmoniformes; Salmonidae
Source: RefSeq, a predicted model, not a curated record